Sceloporus undulatus (fence lizard) is the source of this 3444-nucleotide messenger RNA. RefSeq names its product acyl-CoA thioesterase 9 (gene ACOT9). The transcript has 13 exons. Gene Ontology annotation, cellular component: mitochondrion. Bases 659 to 1774 code for a protein of 371 amino acids. The record is from RefSeq and is a predicted model, not a curated record. NCBI's taxonomy places the organism in Eukaryota, Metazoa, Chordata, Lepidosauria, Squamata, Phrynosomatidae. Gene Ontology annotation, biological process: acyl-CoA metabolic process. Gene Ontology annotation, molecular function: fatty acyl-CoA hydrolase activity.
UUUAGAGUAAUCAUAACUCAGAAACGACUUGAAGGCACAUGGCGACAACUCCCCUAUUUGUUAAGGAAUGAUUGGAUUAUUCCACUAGAGCAGGAAUGAACCUGUCUAACGGGAUUUAAAGGGGAGAUCAAUUAAAAUUGAAUGUAAACAGAACCUGCAAAUUUGGGAAGAUUAUCACACAGAAUUGCUGCUAAAGUGAAAUGACGCAAAGUUAAACCAAAGUUAAAGUGGAGAAAAACACCACCUUUUUACUUUAGGAAUUUCCUGAAAGUAAAAAACUGCAGUUUUUCUCCAGCUUUACUUUGGUUUAACUUCACAUUAUUUCAUGUUAACAGUGAUGUCGUGUGAUAAAGUUUGGGCAAUUCUGGGGUUUUCUCCAAUUUAAUUCUCCUUUAAAUCCCAUUUUCCCAUAGGAUCUCGCUAGUGUGAUAAACUCCUGAGUGUUGCAUUUCAGAUGCUCUUUGCAUGACUUUGCUUACACUUCUAUAUCUUGCGAGAUUAGCAGAAACGUUUGAUCAUUGUUAUACCAUCAGGUCUUUCUGACUAAUCUUUGUUUUCUUUCAGUGCGAAAUAAACUGAGAGAGAUAGUAGGAGCAUCUACUAACUGGAGAAUAAUUUGGUUUGGUUGCCUUCCUGUCCCAGUGACCAUGUACAAGCAAUGAAUGAACGAAAAGCCUUACAUACACUCCUUGCUGAAAGCCAAGCUGUCUUGCCCCCAAGGAAGAUGAGUGACAGCUAUAUAGAAGUUAUUCUGCCUUUGGGAAGCCAGCCUGAAAUAAGAGAGAAAUACCUUAAUGUACAUAACACAGUCAGGUUUGGCCGAAUUCUUGAAGAUCUUGAUAGCUUAGGAGUUCUGAUUUGUUAUACUCACACAAAACAUGAUGCUGCUCAGAGAUCUCCUCUGUCUAUUGUUACAGCACUGGUGGAUAAAAUUGGUUUAUGGGAGCAGCACAUUUAUCCAGAUCGUGAUAUCAAGUUUGUUGGAAAUGUUUCAUGGGUAGGAAGGACUUCAAUGGAAGUGAAGAUGCACAUGCUUCAGUUAAAUGAUGGUAUCUACAGCCCUGUGUUAGAUGCAACUUUUGUCAUGGUGGCUCGUGAUCCCGAAAACAAAAGGCCAGCAUUUGUGAAUCCAUUGAUUCUUGAGACCCCAGAGGAGGAAAAAAUCUUCAAGGAAGGAGAAUUGAACAAGUCAAGAAGAAUUGAUUCCAGUAAAGCCUCCUUACUAAAAAUGGCUCCUACUGCAGAAGAAAGAAACAUUAUUCACAACUUGUUUCUUAAUACGCUGGACACAAGGACAGUAAGUUUUCGGAGCCGAGUGUUGCCGCACAACUCAGCUUGGAUGCAAGAUACAUCAUUAAAAAGUCUGGAGAUCUGCCACCCUGAGAAACGCAACAUUUUUAACAGAAUUUUUGGAGGAUUUCUCAUGAGAAAGGCAUAUGAACUUGGAUGGGCUUGUGCUUACAGCUUUGGAAACUCCAGACCUUAUGUGGUAGCUGUAGAUGAUAUUAUGUUUCAAAAACCAGUUGAGAUUGGAUCAUUAUUGCUACUUUCUUCCCAGGUAUGUUACACUGAAAAUAAUUACAUCCAGGUUCGGGUGCACAGUGAAGUUUAUGAUCCAGAUUCUCGAGUGCACCAAACAACCAAUGUCUUUCAUUUCACAUUUAUGUUAGAAACGGAGAUACCAGUUAUUGUCCCUAAGACAUAUGGUGAAUCCAUGUUGUAUUUGGAUGGGAAACGACAUUUUGAGUCAGCUAUGAAAGAGAACAAUGUAUAGUUAUAAGUGAAGUGGAUUACGGCAAAUCUGUCAUUUUUGGAUUGCCUUGGACAUUUCAUUGGACAUUUCAGGAACGUGCUUAUUAGAGGAAUACGGGACAGCCUAUCCUAAAAACAGUAUCAUGGAAUGCAGAAAUACUCCAAAGAAGUUAGCUUUUUAUCCUGAUAUUAUAGUUUAUUUCUAAAUACUUUUUGCCUUUUUCUCAAUUCAGAAGUGGUGAUCCAUAUACAUUUAAAUUCUGUAACACUACUGGAUGAUUAAAAUGACCUUUGUUUAUCCACAUCAACUGUAAAUGAUUACUAGUUGCAUAGUGUGAAAAUCAAGUCAAGAUCCAGUGAGACCUCACAAAGGGAUCUUGUAGCACUUUUGAAACUAGGUCUGCUUCCUCAUAGACUUGUUCCAGCUUUCUAAUGAAGUCAUAGAUUUGUCUAAUGAGAUUUGCAAAAAUCUCCUCUCCUGUCCAUUUAUUCAUCACAUAGCCUGAGAAUAUGGUCUGGUUUAUGCUACUGACUGCUCUGCAGAACAAACCAUAAACCAUAGUAUUUUGGGGAUUUUCAGGCUACGUGGCCAUGUUCUAGAAGAGUUUAUUCCUGACGUUUCGCCAGCAUCUGUGGCUGGCAUCUUCAGAGAAGAAACCAUAAACCACUUCCUAAUGGAUCUCAUAGACUAGAUCUCCAGACAGGCCUAAAGGAGUGGAGUAAGGCUGUGCCAGUGCCAUUCGUGUUAGAACUGUGGCAACCGCACGUAUCUGGUCCUAAUCUGGGUCGCCGCUGUGGUCCUGAAACCAAGCCAUCAGAAGGAGCGGAUUCUAUCCAUUUCUUCUUGGCCCAGUUCUUUUUCAUUGGUGCGGUCUCGACACACUUUCAGGCUGCAUUUGGGGUGUGCAUUAUCUAAACCCAUGCCCCCAGCACAGUCUGAAGCUGCAUCAUUUUGUCUGUAUGUUUUGGUCCUUGGUCUACUUCCUCAGUUGCAUGAAGUGAGGUUCGUCUAAUGCAUUGGCGAAGUAGAUCUAGUCUACAAAAGCUGGAUCUACAAGUUCUUUCAAACAGUCUCAAAGGUGCUACAAAACCCCUUUUCAUACUGACAUUACAGACUAACACCCCCAUUGAGACCUUGGUUUGGCCAAAUCAGUUGUGGCCUAUAUAGCAUAUCACUCAUGGGGUGGUUAUUCUGAGUAUAAGAGAUAAAAAUUGUUGAGUGGGGGCUUGGCAAAUCAGAUGGUACAUAUUGUAAAAAUCUCUUCUCCCUAUACAUUUGGCCCUCGUAUCCGCAGGAGAGCCAUUCUGGAGCCACAUGGAUACCAAAAUUUGCAGAUGCUCACGCCCACGCUACCCCCAAUGGCAGCAUGUGCCCAUGGCCAUACCAUUAGGGACAGCCCUUGUUAUCUUGUGGUAAUGUGUACACGUGGCUGUGCCACCACUGGGGACAAUGGAAUGUAAUGGCAGCACAACCAUGGGCACAUGCCGCCAUGGGAGAAAGGGGGCUGUCCCUGAUGGCACUAUGGCCAUGGGCAUGCGCCACCAUCGUGUCUGGAGAGACUCAGAUCUGUCCAUGGCAAGUCCGUGGAUACCAAGGGCUGUUUGUAUUUGUCAUAUGGCCUUAGAAUAUCAUCUUAUUUAAGCUGCUGAUUGCUCUUCAGAACAAAUAAUAAACCAACAGAUGAAUACUGA